Python bivittatus (Burmese python) is the source of this 1022-nucleotide messenger RNA. Lineage: Eukaryota; Metazoa; Chordata; Lepidosauria; Squamata; Pythonidae. The record is from RefSeq and is a predicted model, not a curated record.
AGUUUGCAGGGCUUAACUGGGACCCCCCUGGUUGCUGGCAGCCCGAUCCGCCACGACAGUGCCGUGCAAGGCAGUGCGGUAGAGGUGCAGACUUAUCAGCCACCUUGGAAAGCUCUCAGCAAUUUUGCCCUGCAGAGUGACCUGGAUCAGCCUGCCUUCCAACAGCUGCUCUCCAUUUCUGAAUCGGGCUCCCUGGGCAACUCUUCGGGCAGCGACGUGACCUCUUUGUCUUCCCAGCUCCCCGAUACCCCCAACAGCAUGGUUCCCAGUCCGGUAGAAACGUGAGAUGAGCCCCCCCUUUCUAACGCCUGACCCUUCGUGGACUUUCGCAUGCUUUUGCUUCUUGCAUGAGAACUGAGCGCUAAGCAAACACAACUCGUUAAAUUAUUACCUUUAUUUAAAAACCCAGCUCCAUCUCUUCUCCUGUUGUGGCUGGACCUCUUCCAGGAUCCCCCUGACUUUGCCAAGCGGGCAGGGGAAAAAGGAGUAAAACUUCCCAGGAAUUCUGUUCCUCCCCCCUCCAGGAAUACCUCUGGAUUUUACUCGAAUGACACUUAAAUCCUGUUCUUGUAGUUUUAGAAGAUGGCUCUUUCUGUUUCAUUUUCUUUUCAAUGGAAGAAACCAGCUCAACGUGCAACGGUUGGGGCUUCCGUGUCUCGGACCGGUCAGAAGUUGGGCCAUCCUGUUGGAUUCAUCAACCAGUUGCCUUCAUCUCGAUCAGUUCUGGGUGCCCAUUGCCAACUGUCCAGUGGCUUCCUGCUCCCAAUCUGUCACACCCUGCCUGGAAAAACCUGGAACUUUUUUCUGUUUCUUCGGUGGCCCCAAAAGAGGAGUAUUCUUUUUCCCUUCUCUGUCUCUCCUCUGAGCCCGCAUGAUUGCUGGAACAAUUCCAGCAGGACUUGUGUCCCGUCCAACCCCCCCAUUGCCAGUGUUAAAUUAUCUUAUGGAUGGAAGGUGUGUGGUUCUUUCUCAGUCUUUGCAGACCAAAGUAAGUUAUUGUUAUUUAUUAUCGCGCGGCAGCA